Molecule: messenger RNA, 2323 nt
Organism: Ceraceosorus guamensis
Lineage: Eukaryota; Fungi; Basidiomycota; Exobasidiomycetes; Ceraceosorales; Ceraceosoraceae
Product: MFS general substrate transporter
Exons: 7
Coding region: 193-2160 (655 amino acids)
Biological process (GO): transmembrane transport
Cellular component (GO): membrane
Molecular function (GO): transmembrane transporter activity
Source: RefSeq, a predicted model, not a curated record
AGCGCAUGAGAUUGAUUAUUCACGUGUUCACACUCACACAUUCGUCAUUCUCCAUAUCGAUUGUGCUGCUUGCAUCUUCAUCCUGCACGCCAAUCGCCCAUCGCCCCGCCCCCCCGCGCAUCCACUUCAUUCCCAUUCACAAGUCGCAACAACAACGCUCCACCAGCCCUCAAAUCCUGUCUCCUCCGCGAGAUGAGCACACCGGCACAUCCAGACGAUGCGCCCUCAGGCAGUAGCAGCAGCAGGUCUCCAACGCAGCGAGAGCAGGAUCUAGGCGUGUCAGCAGCAGCAGCAGCGACCACAGUCAGCAGCACCCCGCCUUCCAAUCCCUUUCCUUCGCGCAGCCAUUCCAAGACGUCGAUGCGCUCUCACUCAGCUACUGUAGCGCCGCCCUCGUUGGACAAGCGUGAGCGCAUGCUGGCAUUGGACUCGGGCUUGGACGAUGUGAUACAGAGGAAGAUGCUGUUGGUGAAUAGAAAUAUCACGCAGAUGGGUUUUGGCAGAUUCCAAAUGUGGAUGGUGCUGUUGAGCGGAUGCGGUUGGGCAGUUGACAAUAUCAUCUUUCAGUCGCUGUCCAUGUCGCUGCCUCAAGUCAAGUUGGAAUUCCAGCCAGGCCACGUGCAGUUCUUGACGCUGGCGCUCUAUGUCGGUCUGCUAUUCGGCGCCUUCUUUUGGGGCUUUGGCUCCGAUGUCGUCGGUCGGAAAUUGGCUUGGCAGACGACGCUGUUUCUAGGCUCGGUGUUCAUGUUGGUCGUGGGAUUCGCUCCAUCCUUUGCAGUGUUGGCCGUGCUGCUCGCCCUUGCGGGUUUCGGCAUCGGCGGAAAUUUGCCCGUCGAUGGCGCUAUGCUCAUCGAAUUCCUGCCUGGCGACAAGCAGUACAUCCUCACCGCCCUCAGCGCUUUUUGGUGCGCUGGCCAGCUCUUUGCUGCCCUGAUUGGUUGGGCCUUCAUCACCAACUUUAGAUGCUCCGAGCUGCCCUGUCCGCGCUCAGAGAACAUGGGCUGGAGGUACUCCUGGUUCACUGUCGGAGGCGUCACUCUCCUCCUGUGGGUUGUGCGCUUCUUCAUCUACCCCAUCCCCGAAUCGCCAAAGUUUCUGAUCGUCAAGGGAAGAGAUGCAGAAGCCAUCAGAGUGCUGGAUUUCAUCGCACACGCCAACGGCAGGCCUCACUCGCUCACACUCGACAGUUUGGCCAGGUGCGAAGAGCAGGAUCUCAAUAGCGCGGGCACAGGCACGGAAAUGGAUGCAGAAAAGCACGCUACUGCCUCUUCCGCCGAUCGAGUCGACGCUUCCCCUCCAGACGAAAAGGACCCAAUUGGCGUAGAGACCAGGUCCGAUGCGGGUACCGACGCACCAGCACAUCGCACUACUGCUGCUGCUUUUCCAAACUCCACCGAUCAGGCAGCACUUCGGCAGGCCUCUACCCGCGACAAAGAGAUGCGUGUGAGGCACCGGACAACAAGUUUCGCACUACGCCUGCAGAGAUGGAAAGCAGAGGUGAAGAGGGAGCUGAAGCGGAGCGCUUCGCAAUACGAUGCGGCCAGCUUCAAGAGCCUGUUCCACUCACCCAGAAUGACUCUCAACACGACGCUCAUAUGCGCUAGCUGGGGUUUGAUCGGAUGUGCUUACCCGCUGUACAAUGCCUUCAUCGCCCUGUACAUCUCCUCCGUUGGGGGAAGCGCCUCUUCACCAGUACAAAGCCAAGCGGAGCAGUACAGGGAUCUUGUCAUCAUCGCUGCCAUGGGCAUUCCAGGUAGCAUCAUCGCCACGGGCGCAGUAGAGCUACCCUAUCUCGGUAGACGCUUUGCCAUGGCAUUCUUCACGUUGCUCACUGGGGCCUGCUUGUUCGGCUUCACAUCUGCUCGUACGCCCAGCGCCGUAUUAGGUUGGAAUUGCGGCGCCAGCCUGUCUCAAAAUGCGAUGUACGGCAUCCUCUACGCCAUCACCUACGAAGUCUUUCCCACCCAUUCGCGCGGCACGGGAGAUGGAUUGGCCAUGGGUGUGCAGCGAAUCUUUGGCAUAACCGGACCGCUCAUCGCUGCCUACGGGUCGGACGCUUCUCCCACUACACCCGUUUUCGUCUCGGCUAGCCUGUUCGUUGGGGCCAGCGUCCUCAUGCUUGGCUUGCCGUACGAGCCUAGAGGGGUAGAGAGUCUUUGAGCGGCGUCCGCAGAGUGUCAGGCUGGAUCGCCAAAUGCAUCGUCGUCCUCGCGAACCCUUGUCUCACCUUUGUCACGGCAUGAUACCCACCCACCAGCCACGGUGAUAGAUAGAGCGGGUCCGUUUCGCAUGCGAGAGUGCAAGGUGCAGUACUCAUAACGAC